Molecule: messenger RNA, 352 nt
Organism: Microplitis demolitor
Lineage: Eukaryota; Metazoa; Arthropoda; Insecta; Hymenoptera; Braconidae
Gene: RpL39
Product: 60S ribosomal protein L39
Exons: 3
Coding region: 68-223 (51 amino acids)
Biological process (GO): translation
Cellular component (GO): cytosolic large ribosomal subunit; ribosome
Molecular function (GO): structural constituent of ribosome
Source: RefSeq, a predicted model, not a curated record
GUGUUUGUCUGUCUCUCUCUCUUCUCUUUCUCUUUCUAUUUCUUUUCGUGACGACCCACGAGACAAAAUGUCGGCACACAAGACAUUUAUUAUCAAGCGUAAACUCGCUAAAAAAUUGAAACAAAAUCGUCCAAUUCCCCAAUGGGUGAGAAUGCGAACUGGUAACACUAUCAGAUACAACGCCAAGAGACGUCAUUGGAGAAGAACAAAGUUGAAGUUGUAAGCAGUGAUACUCCAUUCCAUCAUAUGGAUUUCUAUUAAUUAAUUUUUUAAUUAAAUUAAUAUUUGUUCAACUUAUACAACUUUUUCCAUGUCAUCAUUGGAAUAAAUUAAAAUAAUUUAAACAACUAAA